Messenger RNA from Hirsutella rhossiliensis, 357 nucleotides. Its product is annotated as tubulin binding cofactor A domain-containing protein. NCBI's taxonomy places the organism in Eukaryota, Fungi, Ascomycota, Sordariomycetes, Hypocreales, Ophiocordycipitaceae. Gene Ontology annotation, cellular component: microtubule cytoskeleton; cytosol. The transcript has 2 exons. The record is from RefSeq and is a predicted model, not a curated record. The coding region runs from base 1 to 357 and encodes 118 amino acids. Gene Ontology annotation, biological process: tubulin complex assembly; post-chaperonin tubulin folding pathway. Gene Ontology annotation, molecular function: beta-tubulin binding.
AUGGCUCCCCCGUCGGCGCUCGCCAUCGCCUCGGGCGCAGUGGUGCGCCUGCGCAAGGAAGAAGUCUCGUACCGCACGGAGCUGGCCGAGCAGGAGGCGCAUGCCAAGGCCCUCGAGGACAAGACGAAGAGAGGCGGGCAUGGCGGCGAGGAGGACGGCAACGAAGAGUUUAUGCUGAAGCAGCAGCAAAUCGCCAUCGAGCAGACCAAGGCCGUCUUCGAACCGUUGCGGAAGCGAAUCACAGAGGCCAUCGCCAGGCUUGAGGAGCAGAUCGAGUCGAGCCAGGGCAAGGGCGACGUGAGCGCGGCCGACUUGGAGCAGGCCAGGGCCGUGCUGAAAGAGGCCAAGACAGCGUGA